GUCAUUGUCAAAUAUUAAUGUCAAAGUCAAACGUCUUAAUUUUUAGGUGCUGUUAUUGGCAAAAAUGGCUUCGAAUUUAUUAAAAAAAGCUAUCUUUUCUAACCCUGUAUCUGUGAGAAAGACCCUUGGAAUAUUCUGCAAUGCUACACGAAACCAUUGGAACUAUCAAUACAUGCCUGGUCCAUACCCGAAGACUCCAGAGGCGCGUGAGGCUGCGGCCAAGAAAUAUGGCUUGACCAUUGAGGAGUACCAACCUUACCCCGAACAUAUGGGCUAUGGUGAUUACCCGAAGUUACCUGACAUUGGAGAGGACUCAAGGGACCCACACUACCCUUAUGAUAAUCCUGAGUUAAAGAGAAACUUUAACGAACCUAUGCAUGCACGAAUGGAAAUAUUUGGUGGUGACCGUUAUGACCCUUCAAUGAAACGCAGGUUCUCAGUACUCUACCAAGCAAUCUGGUUCUUUGGUGUGGUUGGAGGAUCUUUUGCAUUGUACGCGUUUUUGGAAGAUUAUAAGGUUGGCAGGCCUGUCACUGCCAAGCAGUACCCAGCUAACGGACCUCACUAUUCAUUUUCAAGCAACUAAACAUCUAUCAAAUAGUUGUUUGCUAUUUAGAAUUAUAAUUUAUUAGUCUCAAUAAAGCAAUUUGAGUUUUAA
Spodoptera litura is the source of this 658-nucleotide messenger RNA. RefSeq names its product NADH:ubiquinone oxidoreductase subunit ASHI (gene ND-ASHI). Gene Ontology annotation, cellular component: respiratory chain complex I; mitochondrion. The record is from RefSeq and is a predicted model, not a curated record. Lineage: Eukaryota; Metazoa; Arthropoda; Insecta; Lepidoptera; Noctuidae.